Messenger RNA from Vicia villosa (hairy vetch), 1895 nucleotides. Its product is annotated as GCN5-related N-acetyltransferase 7, chloroplastic. Gene Ontology annotation, cellular component: chloroplast. Gene Ontology annotation, molecular function: acyltransferase activity, transferring groups other than amino-acyl groups. The coding region runs from base 87 to 902 and encodes 271 amino acids. Lineage: Eukaryota; Viridiplantae; Streptophyta; Magnoliopsida; Fabales; Fabaceae. The record is from RefSeq and is a predicted model, not a curated record. The transcript has 5 exons.
GAAGAGCAAAAACAAAAGACUUAUCAAAAAACAAGAACAAGAAUCAGAUGCAGCCACGAAAAAUACAACAACACACCUAACAAAAAAUGACUCUCAUUUCUUCGCUCUGUUCCUUCCCUCCAAUUCACUCUUCUCCUUCUUCCGCCUUUCCAAAUUCCGCAUCAACAUUCUCAAAUCACAACACCAUCUCCAACUUCAAACCUCAAAUCCAAUCCUCAUCUUCUUCUACAAACGUUUGCACCCAAAAAAUCGACACAUCCUUGAUCACCAUCGCCGAAUCUUUCUACGAUGAUGAACUCUGGGCAGCUUCCUCCCUCCGUAUCCGUUCCUUCAAUGAAUUCCGUCCCGAUACAUAUGGAGUCCAAGAUCAUGCGAAAUACUUGACUGAGCGUGAGUUUGAAGCAUUGAAAGAGCGGAUUUCAGGGAAGAGGAUUGGUUUUAGAAGAGUCUCUUGCAUAAAUGCUUCUCUUCCUGUGUCUCAUAUAUCAGGCAUCUAUGAUGAUUUAUGUUCUUCAUGUAAGUUUUCUACUUUUGGAGAAGACAGGAUAGUAGUUGGUUCUCUUGAUCUGAAUCAGUGCUUGAGUCUUCCGGAUGAAAUUGUAGGGAUGAAGCCAAAGGCUAGCGGAGCUGAUACUACAAGGGCGUACCUCAGCAAUGUGUGUGUUGCGCGAGAGUUGCACAGAAAUGGUUUGGCCUAUGAUCUUCUCGAAAAGUCAAAGUUAGUUGCUCGUAAUUGGGGCAUAACAGAUUUAUAUGUCCAUGUUGCCGUUGACAAUGAACCAGCAAAAAAAUUGUACAUGAAGAGUGGGUUUGUCUACGAGAGUGAUGAACCUGCAUGGCAGGCCAGGUUUCUUGAUAGACCGCGAAGACUUCUGCUAUGGAUGGGGCUUUCAGUCUCCUAAUUUAACGGUGUUGUCGGGUAUCCUGUGUUAAUAUGGUUCUGUUCUGUCUAUUCUUUUUAAGUUAUUUUCCGAACAGUCCCGCAUUGCCUCAUUAGUUUUCCUUCCUUUCAUUUCUAAGCCGUAAAUAAAUCCGGCGGCUGACAAUUAAAGAUCCAUUGUAAGAAAUGAAUUAUGAAACACAUUGGUAGCUUUCCUUUGAUGAUUACUUUUACAACAAUUUCAACAAAUACCAGUAAUCAUAUACAAACAUGAUCAUGUCACAGAUGCAUUGGUUCUGAUAUUUUUCUCUCUUGUUGUUUCCCUUCCUCCACAGUCGUCCAACCUCCGUCUGUAAUUAUAUCUUUUUAGACCGCUCUCUAUCGGCACUGUUACUUUUUCUGGUUAAUCUUUUAUGUUUGCCACAAUUGUCAUGCCAUCGAAGAUCUAGUUGUGAUGAAACUUUUGAAGCAGAUAACUCAAGAUUUUAUCCUUGCAUUUUGUGAAGGUUGGGUCAAGGACUUUGUGGUCAAGGGUUCUGCUUGUUUCUGAUAAUAUUGAGAAGAAUAUGAGCUUAAUAUGUAACAGAAGUGACAGAGCUCUCAAAUCUAUUAAUAAGUAUUUAUAUUUCAAAAACUGAACAUUACGUGUUAUCUAUCUUUCAACUAAAAUAAUCUUAAGAACCGUCAUUUUAUUAUGGUUCAAGUAGAGAAUAUAGUUCUUUAGCUGUAAAAAAAGAAAAAGAGUAGGUUGAAGACUUAUCAUAAUACCAUAGAGAAAAAAAGAGCUCUUUUGUCCUCAAAAUCUUCCAUGUUUAUAGAUACUUGAAAAAAUGACAUCAUUCCAAAAAUUUAGGUUAACAACACCACCAAAUAACAUAGUGACUUUUGAUGUUAGACAAAUCUUCCAACAAUAUAAAAGUCUCAAAGUGUGAGAAAAGAAAACUCCCUAGAGAGGACAAAAGGUAACCCAAUGUAAAAAUUGUAGGCAAAAUUUUUUUCUCCAGAGUGACUCACA